AGAUUAGCGCAAACAUCUCACUGAUUUUUGGGUAAUUUUUUCUUUCUUCUUCUUCUUCUUCUUCUUCUUCUUCUUCUUCUUCUUGUGAUCUGUGCACUCUCAACUCAAUUACUACUCUUUCUACUCAUUUCUCUUUUUCUUCUUCCUUUCUUUUUCCAACUAUCACCCAACAAUUUCUUACUCAUUUCAACUUAAUUUUCAAUUCUAACUCUGCAAAAAAGGUGUGGCAUGUUAUGAGGACACAAAUUUAUAUUGUAUGCUAACUUUUGGCAUCUGAGUUUUGCAAAAAUAGUGGCUAAGAUACAAUGAGGGGUCAGUUGUGACAAGUAUAUGGAUCCUCAGGCCUUUAUAAGGUUGUCAAUAGGCUCUCUUGGUUUGAGAAGUACAGGAAUUGAACCGAGCACUGGAAAAUCCGGAAUUCACAGGCUUUCUUCAUCUUAUGUUUGUGAGAUACGGCUUCGAGGUUUUCCUGUUCAAACAUCAUCAGUCCCCUUGAUAACCUCUGCCGAAGUUAUACGUGAUGCUCAAAACAUUGCUUCAAGCUUUUACCUUGAGGAAUCCGAUUUAAAAGCAUUGUUAGCUCCUGGUUGUUUCUACAAUCCUCAUGCUUGUUUGGAGAUCGCUGUAUUUUCGGGGAAGAAGGGAUCCCAUUGUGGAGUCAGUGUCAAAAGGCAGCAAAUCGGCAUUUUUAAAAUGCAAGUUGGCCCUGAAUGGGGUGAAAGAAAACCUCUGAUUCUUUUUAAUGGAUGGAUAGGUAUCGGCAAGAACAACGGAAAACCAAGUGCCGAGUUACAUUUGAAAGUUAAACUAGAUCCUGACCCUAGAUAUGUAUUCCAGUUCGACGAUAUAACAAGAUUGAGUCCUCAGAUAGUUCAGUUGCAAGGAUCCCUCAAGCAGCCAAUCUUCAGUUGCAAGUUUAGUAAAGACAGGGUUUCCCAGAUUGACGCGUUAAGCAAUUACUGGCCGGAUUCUAUCGACAUUUCUGACUUAGAAUGCAAGAAACGAGAGAGAAAGGGGUGGAAGGUGAAGAUACAUGAUCUAUCUGGCUCAGCUGUAGCUGCAGCCUUCAUAACAACUCCCUUUGUUCCAUCUUCAGGUUAUGAUUGGGUUGCCAGAUCCAACCCAGGAGCUUGGUUGAUUGUCCGUCCGGAUGUUGGUAGAUCCGAGAGCUGGCAGCCGUGGGGAAAGCUCGAAGCAUGGCGUGAGCGUGGCAUUAAAGACUCGGUAUGCUGUAGAUUCCAUCUUCUACCUGAAGCUCAUGACGGAGGCAAUCUUCUCAUGUCUGAAAUUCAUAUAAAUGCUGAAAAGGGCGGCGAGUUUUUCAUAGAUACCGAAAAACACAUGAGAACCGCAACUUCUGCAGCAAGUCCAAUACCUAGUCCGCAAAGUAGCGGAGACUUUGGUGCACUGAGUCCGAUUGUUGGAGGUUUCGUCAUGAGCUGUAGAGUUCAAGGCGAAGGAAAGCGUAGUAAGCCAUUAGUACAGCUUGCGCUGCGACACGUGACAUGCGUCGAGGAUGCUGCCAUCUUCAUGGCACUUGCAGCAGCGGUCGACCUCAGUAUUGAGGCGUGUAGACCUUUUCGGAGAAAGAUCAAAAGAGGGUUUCGGAAUUCUAUCUGAAAAAACAAAGGCUAAUGCAUGUUUAAACACUAUCAUGUCUUUGUUGUUAUUUGCUGCAAUAUUGACAAAAUUGUACAGCGUAAAUUGCCACAAUUACUUUAGCAAUGUGAUAUAUUUGAAUUCAUAACAAUGUAGCUUAUGUACUAUUAAGAUGCAUAAAAGUUCUCAAACUAAUGGUGUCUAUUAUCUUCGCUGCAUUAUUGCUGUGAGUUUGGUUCAUGAUA
Cicer arietinum (chickpea) is the source of this 1844-nucleotide messenger RNA. RefSeq lists its product as uncharacterized. The record is from RefSeq and is a predicted model, not a curated record. NCBI's taxonomy places the organism in Eukaryota, Viridiplantae, Streptophyta, Magnoliopsida, Fabales, Fabaceae.